Phoenix dactylifera (date palm) is the source of this 1221-nucleotide messenger RNA. RefSeq names its product Mitochondrial substrate carrier family protein (gene UCP3). The record is from RefSeq and is a predicted model, not a curated record. NCBI's taxonomy places the organism in Eukaryota, Viridiplantae, Streptophyta, Magnoliopsida, Arecales, Arecaceae. Gene Ontology annotation, biological process: transmembrane transport.
UUCUCCGGCCAAAAAAGAAAAAAAAAAAUCCUUGUUCGAACCAUUCGAGUAUUUUGUACGCUCGUCAUCGAAGCUCCCGCUGUGCUUCCUCCAGAUGGGAGGCGGCCGCAGCGGUGGCGGAGGACAAGGGGAGGAGCGCCGAACCCUCGCCAAGAUCGCCCUCACCUCGCUGUCGGCGGCGGUGGCGGAGACCGCGACCUUCCCGAUAGACAUCAUAAAGACCAGGCUCCAGCUCCACGGCGAGUCUGCACACCUCUGCCCGCCCGCCGGCACCUCCGCCGCUGGCAACGCCCUCCGAGUCGCCUCGGAGAUCUGGAGGAAGGGCGGCGUGCUCGGAUUCUACAGUGGCCUCUCCCCCGCCGUCCUCCGCCAUCUCUUUUACACCCCCAUCCGCAUCGUGGGCUACGAGCACCUUCGGAGCGCCGCCGGCACCGACGGUUCUCUCCUCGGAAAAGCCCUCGCCGGGGGCGCUUCUGGCGUCCUCGCUCAGGUUGUGGCAAGCCCAGCUGAUCUUAUAAAGGUGAGGAUGCAAGCAGAUAGCCGUCUUUUGAGCCAAGGACUGCAACCCAGGUAUGCAGGGAUAUUUGAUGCCUUGACAAAGAUUAUCCAAACAGAAGGCUUUCUGGGACUUUGGAGGGGGGUGUUUCCUAAUGCGCAGAGAGCAUUUCUGGUCAACAUGGGCGAAUUGACAUGCUAUGACCAUGCAAAGCAUUUCAUUAUUCGCAAGCAAAUUUGUGAGGAUAAUGUAUUUGCUCACACAUCGGCAUCAAUAGCUUCCGGUCUCUCAGCAACUGCUCUUAGCUGUCCAGCUGAUGUGGUCAAAACUAGAAUGAUGAAUCAAGCUUCGGGCAAAAAGACCCAGACAUUAUACAGGAAUUCUUAUGAUUGUUUGGUUAAGACUGUGAAAUUUGAAGGCAUGAUGGCAUUGUGGAAGGGUUUUUUUCCGACAUGGGCAAGGCUCGGCCCAUGGCAGUUUGUAUUCUGGGUAUCUUAUGAAAAGUUUCGACAAGCAUAUGGUCUUUCAUCUUUUUGAUAAACUUGAGGCGCCUUCUUGUCCAGUUCCUAUAUGGUUCCCAUUUGAUUAGCCAAAUCUGAUAAAAUUGUCAGGGUUUCAUUCAAUUUAACAACAGAAAGGCAUGGUAGUUUUAGAUUUCACUAGAAGCAACUGUAAGUGCCCAAAAUAUGAAAUAUUUAUUGAAAGUGCCAUUGUUUGUUUUUCAA